AAGUAGGUUGGACUAAUUUGAAGGCAAAUGUACUCCCAUAUGCUUAAAUUGUAAUUGGGGCCUGGACUGGUCUGAACCUGUGUCAGGUUAUAAGGCAGAUUGAAUAGGCCUGACCCAGAAUGUUAUAAGGCUGGCUGAACUAGUAUCCUUGAUUCAAGUAGUUUAUGGACGAUUAGCCUCACGUUCGAAUUACUAGAAAGCCUUUUAAACUGAAGCAUCGAAAUCACCAGCGGUUCAGUUGGGUCGGGUCGUCUUCGUUGGAGACGGACGGUUAGUCGGACCUCUUGAUCGGCGAAUUUUCGUCAGAUUUGUUCGUUGGUGUUGCCGGACUCGAUUUCCAUGGCGUUCAUCGUUGCUUGGAGCCGUCAAUGGCCGUUGUAUUUUGGGAACUGAACGAACAUCUUCAUCUUCUUUGAACACAAAAAGAGGUUUGUAUGUUUAAACAACAGAAGCUGAAGCUUCGUUUCCAUGGCUCAGAUUCCCAAUUUAGACAAUGCACCUCUCAAUCUCACAUUCCUAAGGGAACAGUCUCAGAAGGAGCUCAUAAACAUCCUUAAGAAUAUUCGAGGAAAGAAGUGUUUGGUUAUCGAUCAAAAGCUUAGUGGCUCUCUCUCAGUGAUUAUCCAGACUUCACUUCUUAAGGAGCAUGGGGUUGAACUGCGACAUCUUUCAGCUGAACCUAUUCAAACCGAUGCUGCCAAAGUGGUUUACCUUGUCAGGUCUCAGCUUAAUUUGAUGAAAUUCAUUAGUUCCCAUGUUAACAAUGAUAUAUCCAGAGGUCUUCAGCGGGAAUAUUAUGUCUAUUUUGUUCCCCGCCGAGCAGUUAGUUGUGAGAAGAUCCUUGAGGAGGAAAAGGUCCACCACUUGUUGACCAUAGGGGAGUACCCAUUGUACAUAGUUCCAUUGGAUGAGGAUGUUUUAUCUUUCGAACUUGAUCUUGCUUACAAAGAAUACCAAGUUGAUGGUGAUACAAGCUCUCUUUGGCAUAUUGCAAAGGCCAUUCACAAGCUUGAGUUUUCUUUUGGGUUAAUACCCAAUGUGAGGGCCAAAGGGAAAGCAUCAGUUUGUGUUGCUGAAAUUUUGAACCGUCUGCAAGCAGAGGAACCUGUUAACUCACCUGAUAUGGUUGUGCCAGAGAUAAACACACUUAUCCUUAUAGAUAGGGAGGUGGACAUGGUCACUCCUAUGUGUUCUCAACUAACAUACGAGGGGCUUCUCGAUGAGUUUCUAGGCAUUAAUAAUGGGUCUGUGGAGCUUGAUGCAUCUAUCAUGGGUCUCCAACAAGAGGGAAAGAAAGUCAAAGUUCCGCUUAAUUCAAGUGACAAGCUGUUUAAGGAGAUACGGGAUCUCAACUUUGAAGUUGUUGUCCAGAUUCUACGUCAGAAAGCAACAUCCAUGAAGCAGGAUUAUACAGAGAUGACCACCACUACCCAGACAGUUUCUGAAUUGAAGGACUUUGUCAAAAAGCUGAAUUCGUUGCCAGAAAUGACUAGGCACAUAAAUCUUGCUCAGUAUUUAUCAACUUUUACAUCGAAGCCAUCAUUUCUUGCGCAACUUGACAUGGAACACACUAUGGUUGAGGCGCAGAGUUAUGACAUAUGCUUUGAGUACAUUGAAGAAAUGAUCCAUAAGCAGGAACCACUGAUAAAUGUUCUACGACUUCUCAUCUUAUUUUCUAUAACAAAUUCAGGGUUACCUAAAAAGAAUUUUGACUAUUUGAGGAGAGAACUACUCCACAGUUAUGGAUUUGAGCACGUGGGUACUUUGAAUAACUUAGAAAAAGCUGGAUUGCUGAAAAAACAGGAGUCCAAAAGCAACUGGCCGACAGUCAAACGUGCUCUGCAACUUGUUGUUGAGGACACUGACACAGCCAACCCCAAUGAUAUUUCCUAUGUCUUUUCUGGAUAUGCACCUCUUAGUAUUCGCCUUGUCCAGCAUGCUGUUCGAUCUGGAUGGCGUCCAAUAGAAGAAAUUUUGAAGCUGUUGCCUGGACCUCAUUCAGAUAAAAAGCGAGGAAGAUUUUCAAGUAGCCCAUCAUUGGACACUUUACAGGGUGCUUCAGCCAGUAUGGACAAGGUAGCUGAUGGAAGGCGCUCCCUGGUUCUUGUUGUCUUUGUUGGAGGUGUAACAUUUGCUGAGAUUGCUGCUCUUCGAUACCUGUGUUCUCAGGAAGCAAUGGCGUACGAUUUGAUUAUUGGGACAACAAAUAUCGUCAGCGGCCAUUCCUUGACUGAAUCAUUUGUAGAGAAGUUGGGUUGACUUUUAACUUCUCGUAUAUUUAUUUAUUUUGACUUUCACACAUUUAUAUUUUUUUAAUUUAUUUUUUCUUCUUUUUCUUAGUGUCAAAGAUUAAUAUUUGUAUUUUGUUGUCAAGUUGGUAUAAAUUGUGUUUAAAAGAUGAUUUUUAUUUGAAUUA
This is a messenger RNA of Ziziphus jujuba (common jujube), 2416 nucleotides long. RefSeq names its product vacuolar protein-sorting-associated protein 33 homolog. Bases 469 to 2259 code for a protein of 596 amino acids. The transcript is spliced from 23 exons. Gene Ontology annotation, cellular component: CORVET complex; vacuole. The record is from RefSeq and is a predicted model, not a curated record. NCBI's taxonomy places the organism in Eukaryota, Viridiplantae, Streptophyta, Magnoliopsida, Rosales, Rhamnaceae. Gene Ontology annotation, biological process: vesicle-mediated transport; intracellular protein transport.